Messenger RNA from Gaeumannomyces tritici R3-111a-1, 3656 nucleotides. RefSeq lists its product as hypothetical. Gene Ontology annotation, biological process: transmembrane transport. The coding region runs from base 792 to 3326 and encodes 844 amino acids. Lineage: Eukaryota; Fungi; Ascomycota; Sordariomycetes; Magnaporthales; Magnaporthaceae. The transcript is spliced from 3 exons. Gene Ontology annotation, molecular function: secondary active sulfate transmembrane transporter activity. Gene Ontology annotation, cellular component: membrane. The record is from RefSeq and is a predicted model, not a curated record.
CUUGACCGCCACUCUUGCCACUCUUGGCUUGGUCAUACAAUUUCCACCAUUGGGCCGCCAACCCAUUAUUAUGACUACAACACCGCAUCGCUAAGAUGACCCACGGCCGGAUCGCUCGUGUCUCCCUUGCUUGCCUUUGCGCCCAGGAGGGGGCUUGUAAUCGCCAGAUGUCCGUGACCAAGUCCAUAGUGAGUCGGCUCAGGAUUGGGUGGGCAAGGCCUUACCUUGCGUGCCUCGUAGGGCGUCGUCAAGACACCAAGGGUUGCGAGUGAAAUGCCUCCCGAAUCAGUUCAGGCCCUAUGGAUGCACGAAUUGCUAGACUCCUUGCUAGCUCGGCUCCUUACCUCGAGCUGCCCAGCCGGUGGGUCUGUCUGUGGUCUGGCACGGGCGCUUGGCUCUGGUUAAACCUGCCUGCGAGGACGGCCGUCGGCCUGGGACCGCCGGUUCAGGCUCGGGCUGCGCGUGGUUGCCCUGGCCGAUAAAGGCACUCUGCGCCCCGUUCGUACCUGCCAUUUUUUUUCUUUUGCUCAUGCAAAGGGCAUGAGGUCCCUGAUCCACCUGAGCUCUCUUCGUUCCAGACCCAGGCGGGCAUAGCCAAACGUCCUAAUACCAUAAUACCCCAGCUGGCGCGCCGGACGACCUGCUCUCGACAUCCCCUUGGCAAGUAAACGUCAGAACAGAAGCCCGGUUUGCAGUUUAUUAGCCACUCACCCACCUUACUCACCUCGACAGCCGUCUUGCACCCAUCCUUGACGGCAUAUCACCACGGCACUUCACCGCACUCCCUCGCCAUGGGCCCGCGCUCGCUAGCUGCCAGGGCCUUUGGUGCCGGGGCCGCUGGUCGGUCCGAGAAGGACGAUAGCACAUGCAGAAUUAAAAGCCAGGCCGCAGCGGCCAUCUCGCCCUUGGAUGCGUAUUUCGAAGAGGACCCUACCGUCAAGGAGUGGCUGCUCGAGCACCGACCCACGGCGGCCGGCGCGGCCCGCUACUUCAAGAGCUUCUUCCCCUUCGUCCAAUGGAUCGGACGCUACAACCUCCGCUGGCUGACCGGGGACGUCAUCGGCGGCAUCACCCUCGGCUUCGUCGUCGUCCCCCAGGCCAUGGCCUACGCCAUGCUCGCCGGCCUCCGCCCCGAGUUCGGCCUCUACACCUCCUUCACCGGCGCCGCCCUGUACUGGCUCUUCGGCACCUCCAAGGACAUCGCCAUUGGCGCCACAGCAGUCAUCUCGCUGCUGAUCGGCCGCAUCGUCGCAAAGGUCCAAGCCGAGAUGCCAGGCCUCCCGGCCGAGGAGGCGUCCAAAACGGUCUCGUUACUCGCCGGCUUCGCCCUGCUUGCUUUUGGCCUCCUGCGCCUGGAUUGGCUGAUCGAGCUCAUCCCCCACGUCGCCAUCGCCGCCUUCGUCACCAGUGCCGCCAUCACCAUCUCCCUGAGCCAGCUGCCCGCGGUGCUGGGUAUCACCGGCGUCAACACCAGGGACGCGCCGUACAAGGUUUUCAUUACCACCUGCAAGGCCCUCCCCAGAACCACCGUCGACGCCGCCGUCGGGCUGUCGGCUCUGUUUCUGCUGCAGCUCAUCAAGUCUUUCUGUGCUCGUAUGGGCGAGAGGCAGAAGCACCGGUCCAAGCUGUGGGCUACUAUCUCGUCCAUCCGUAUGACGUUUGUGAUCCUGUUAUACACUCUGGUCAGCUUCAUUGUCAACCGGGGUCUCUCUGCCAACGAGGCCAGGUUUCGCAUCCUCGGAUCCGUGCCCACAGGCUUCUCGGCCGCUGGUGUGCCAUCGAUGGACACCAAGCUCAUCAAACUCGUCGCCCCCGAGCUCCCCGCCCUUCUUAUCGUCCUAAUCAUCGAGCAUAUCGCCAUCGGCAAAUCCUUUGGGCGCGUCAACAACUACACCAUUGUGCCUUCACAAGAGAUCAUUUCCAUAAGCGCCGCCAACAUUCUUGGCCCCUUCCUUGGAGGCUAUGCGGCAACGGGCUCCUUCACUGGCACCGCAGUUCUCUCCAAAGCUGGCGUCAGAACUCCUCUGGCCGGCGUGUUUAACGGGCUCAUUCUCCUGCUCGCCCUCUAUGCCCUCACUUCUGUCUUCUUCUUCAUCCCCCUUGCGGCUCUUUCCGGGCUUAUCAUCCACGCCGUCCUCAAUCUGAUUACCCGACCUCCCACUAUUGUCAAAUACUGGAAGAUUGCGCCAAUGGACGUUUUAAUCUUUUUCGCCGGCGUUUUUCUCUCACUGUUCGAGUCGCUGGAGUUUGGCAUCUACGCUACCGUUGGCAUCUCAUUGAUCGUCAUCCUCCUCAGGAUUGCAAGGUCGCAGGGCCAAUUCCUCGGGCGACUCAGGGCUCAGGGAUACCCCGAGGCGCCUACCGCAAACCCUGGAGCUGGCCAUUAUGGAUCCCUUCUGGACAUAAACCACCACCGCCGCUUCCACCGACCUGCCGACGGCAUCCCGCGGUCUGGGGAGGUACAAUCGCGCGAGGCUUUCCUGCCGCUUGACCGCAAGGAUGGCUCCAAUCCCGCCGUGGAUGUGAGCGAGUCGUACGCAGGCGUCUUCAUCUACAGAUUUACCGAGGGCUUCAACUACAUCAACCAAGCCCAAUAUCUGGAUCACCUGGUGACCCAUGUCACCACCCACACACGCCGGACGGAUGCCGAUGGCUACAAGCACGCAGGUGACCGACCCUGGAACAUGCCGGCACCGAAGAACGAUGGCUUGGCGGAGGAGGAGAGCGAGCGUCUACCAAGGCUUCAUGCCGUUGUUCUCGACCUCAGCGCUGUCAACCAGGUGGAUACGACUGCCGUGGAAGCCCUCGAGGACGUGCGCGCCCAACUGAACCGGUGGGCAGCGCCGGGCGUGGUUGAGUGGCACUUGGCCGGCGCCCGCAGCCGCUGGACCCGCCGCGCGCUCGCUGCAGUUGGGUUUGGGCUUCUGCACGGCCAAGGCCCGAAAACCACGGCAUCUGGCUCCUGGAUGCCGGUGUUUGACGUGGCCGCAACAACUGCCUCUGCGACCACGGGCCUCCGCAAGCUCCAAUUCUCGGCCGUCUCCUCCAACGUCACCCUGUUUGGGGCGGAGACUCCGGGCGCAGACAUUGCCGACACCAGGGAGCACCUGGACCUCGAGUCUGGAGAGGAGGAGAUAAAGACGGUGCCUGCAAAGGAGUCUGGCGCCGCAAUACGAGAAGAGCACCAUGACAUACUGCGCGACCGCGUGCCGCCUAAAACGGCGCUGGCUCCCAUAUUUGGAGUUGACAGGCCAUUCUUCCAUGUGGACCUCGCGUCCGCUGUGUCGAGCGCGGUAGAAAACGCACGCCGACGAGACAGCUCGUGACUUGCUGUCCCAAUCACCAACACUUACUUGUCUCGCUGACGAGAGAGGAGCUCGAACAUGAUUUCAGGGGGGGGUCCACUUGGAAGGAGUCGCGGUGUCGUUCCCAGUUGGCGAGCUUGUAUAAUAGCAUUGUGACAAAUGUUGGCUGGCGUUUGGAAUGCGGUAACGACUUGGGAUGAGGUUCAGGGUAUAAAUUUUGUCAGUUCAAUCUAUAAUUACUCUACGUUUGAAUCAGACGCCUCUCUUGCUUCGAGUUCCGACGGGGCGAAAGCUUCUCGCGAUUUGAUAAAAAUAGCUUCAAUUCAGGAAUAUGAUCGCUAUCAAUUACGU